Molecule: messenger RNA, 3819 nt
Organism: Acanthopagrus latus (yellowfin seabream)
Lineage: Eukaryota; Metazoa; Chordata; Actinopteri; Spariformes; Sparidae
Gene: ppm1j
Product: protein phosphatase, Mg2+/Mn2+ dependent, 1J
Exons: 10
Coding region: 485-1981 (498 amino acids)
Biological process (GO): protein dephosphorylation
Molecular function (GO): protein serine/threonine phosphatase activity
Source: RefSeq, a predicted model, not a curated record
ACCUGCCCGAGCUGAAUGGAUACGGUGUAUUUCUAAUUAGUUAUUGGCUCGUCAUUCCUCCUGCCUGAAGCUGACUGUGAAUAUGUCGAUGUGAGUUUGUCGUGUUGUGUGGUGCUGUGUGUUGUGUUGUGUUGUGCUGUGCUGUGCUGUGUUGCGUUGAGGGCUGGCUGCACUGAAGCCCUGCCUUCAUUUCGGAGAUGAGACGGACCCAUCUGCCGGAUUACAGCCGAUACGCGCACACACACUCCUCAGCUUCGCUUCAGUCUGAAUGAGGAAAACAGCGCGGCCGCCCGUCUGAACGCUGUCACAUGGGGCCGAGGAGGAAAAAAAAAGAUCGCUUCCUGAAAUGAUCCUCGUCACUGGCUCUUGUAUUGUUGUGUUAUCUUUUUUUUUUUCUACUCCUCCAGCGCAACAUCGCGUCGCGUUUUUGUUUUCCCCGUCCGGACCUUUUUUUUUCCCCCCUCUCGGCUGAGCGUCGGUGCCGAUGAUGAUCAGCAAAGUUAAAAACGCCAUGUCCACUCUGGUGGGAGGGAUGAUGCCGCACGGACACCACCACCACCACAACCAUCACUCAGGUGGCGGCCAGACCUGCGGACCGGACAGCCUGCCGCCGCGCUUCCCCUACGGCCGGCCGGAUUUCUUGGACCUCACCCCGGAGCUCCUGCAGUACUCCACCGAGCACGCGUCGCGGCCGGUGCUGACGCUAAAGAGAGACAGCAGGCUUCACUGGAGGACGGGAUACGCAGAGGUGAUCAAUGCGGGCAAGAGCAUGCUGAACGAGGACCAGGCCUCCUGCGAGAAGCUGUUUGUGAAGAAGCCGAGCGGCAAACACCGCAACUCCACUCUGCAGGAGGACAACGGGGACGGCACAGGAAUCCCUCUCCACUUCUGGGGCGUGUUUGACGGACACGCAGGUUCUGGAGCCGCCAUCAUGGCCUCCAGGCUCCUUCACCGCCUCAUCAGAGACCGUCUGGGAGAAAUCUGCCACUUGCUGGAGAACCCUAACAGCGCUCCUCCGAUCUGCCUGGCCAAGAACGGCAGCCCGUACCAGGCCGACACGAAGAAGGGAGCCUCACAGGAACCAGAGGACCCAGAUGCUAUCAGCGACUCCACAGUACGCUUUCACAUGGAGAAGGCUGUCAGCCUGGAGGGCCUGGUGAUCGGAGUCAUAGAGACCGCCUUCUCACAGAUGGAUGACCUGAUUGAAAAGGAAAAAGCGUCGUACACCAUCUCCGGUGGGUGCUGUGCCUUAGCUGCCAUUCAUAUGAUGGGGAAGCUCUACGUCGCCAAUGCUGGAGACAGCAGGGCCAUAAUCAUACGAAAUAACGAAGUUAUUCCCAUGACGAACGAAUUCACACCGGAGUCAGAGAGACAGCGGCUUCAGUAUCUGGGCUUCCUGAGGCCGGAGCUCCUGGGAAACGAGUUCACUCACAUUGAGUUCCCUCGCAGGAUCCAGCACAGCGAGCUGGGCAAGAAGAUGCUCUACAGAGACCACACCAUGACUGGCUGGGCUUAUAAGACAAUCGUCGAAGAUGAUCUGAAAUUCCCCCUGAUAUAUGGAGAGGGCAAAAAGGCACGUGUCAUGGCGACGAUCGGCGUGACCCGUGGGCUGGGGGAUCAUGACCUGAAGGUGUACAACUCCAACAUCUACAUCAAGCCCUUCCUGUCCUGCGUCCCUGAGGUGAAGGUCUAUAACCUGGAUGAAAACAAACACGGCCCAGAUGACGUCCUGGUCAUGGGCACAGAUGGAUUGUGGGACGUGACGACGGACAGGGAAGUGGCAGAUGCUGUGACGGCCUACUUAUCCUGCUGUGACCCCUCUGAUCCCAUGAGGUACACUCUGGCGGCCCAGGACCUGCUGAUGAGGUCACGAGGGGUGCUCAAAGAGCGCGGCUGGCGGUUACCCAAUGAGAGACUGGGCUCGGGCGAUGACAUCACCGUGUUCGUCGUCCCAUUGGCGGGGCUCGAGUUAGACACAUGACGAGAUCGCUGCAGCGGACCAGUGAGACUUCAGGGUCCCUUCGAGCUCCCUAAACCCCGGACUGAUGGAGGGAGCGGAGGGGUGGGGGGGGAGAAAACACCUUUGUCAUAGAGAAGACUCGGAUCUGAGCAGCACCUUCAUCAACCCACCAGACUGGACCCGGUCACAGCCGCUUUCACCUCAACCCAGUCAUGUAACAAAAAGACUUUCAGCGACAUCAUCCGAGAAGUCACUCUCUCCCUCUCUCUCCCAGACCUGCUGUUUGUGACGGUUGCCAGUGAGAAUUAAACCCCUGUUGUAUUUUCUGAUUCCUCAUUUACGAUCCAGGCCGAACUGCUACUCAAUCCUUUGAAUGGAUUGUCCAUUUUCAUGUCAUGCCCUAAAUGUUAAUGUUUUGUAGAAAAAAACAAAACAAACAAGAACAGCAAAAAAAAUAAAAUAAAAAAACAGAGCAUCCUGCAGUUUCACAAUCAGAUUACGAGCCUGAUCCCAAAAGAGUUGGGACGCUGUGGAUCUUCAGCAGGCGUUAAACUAAAAACAAAUGCGUAGAAAAUCAACAACGGUGAUCAGUUUGAACAUUAAAUCACAAUUGAAUAUAGGUUGCAAAUGAUAGCGUCCUGUUUUUGCCUACAGUUUACCCAGCGUCCCUUUUUCUGUGGGAUCACGGUCGUAUCGUAAAGCGGAUCGCAGGACAGAAUGUGAGGAAACCAAAGAGGUGCCAUUCUGGCAUGAGGAUGGAAAUCUGUAAAAUACGCACAUAAAGAAAAAAAAAUGCAAAAAAAUCAUUAGAUUCAUGUCUGUACAUUAAAGAAGCAUGUAGGAAGUAAAAAAAAAAAACAAAAAAAACAAAACAGAGGAAUGGACCUUUUUUUUUUUUCAGCUCUGGACCCAAACAGAAUCAGUUGAGUCUUUUUGCUGCUGUACUUCCUUUUUUCCUAACGAUGAACGAAUGACAACUACAGCUGCGACAGUGACUCGAUUCUAAAGAAGAUUUUGAUAAUCGAUUAAUUGUUUUUCGGUGAUUUAUCAGCAAAAAAAGAGUCAAAACAUUUGCUGGUCUCCAGCGUCUUUAAAUGUGAGAAUUUGCUGCUUUUACUUGUCAUAUAUGAUUGUAAAUGAAGAAUCUUUUGGUUUUUCUGAUUGUCUGUCGGUCAAAAAGAAGCGUUUUUAAAGAUGUCGGUUUUGACAUUUUAUCGACUAAACAAUUAAUCAAUGAUGAAAAUACUCCCGGUCAGUCGCAGCCCGAACAACGUCACCUUUGGCACUGUUGCACAUGCUCUGUGGUAGCCUGUUGAUUUGUGAUGUCCUUCUUCUCGAAUGUGCUCAUAGAUGAUUUGUUUUAUUUUUGACAUUACAGUAACGAGGACAGGAGGGUUAUAUAUUUGUGUUAAAAAAAGAUGAAGGAACGGGAUCACCUGUUUGAUUUGAGGACACGUUUUCAUGAUUUGACCCUCGGAGGAGAAAGUGAUUUGUUCGUCUCGGUAUUGUAAGAUGUGAUAAGCUUCACACAUAUGCCUUAUUCAAAGAUGGAAGGGACUCGAGAGUUUUGUUUUUUCUUCAGAUGCACUAAAUUUAAUCCUUGUAGAAGUGGCGAGGAACAUUGUACGCCCUUAAAUGUACCGUAUACCUCUUUUGUACCAUUUUUGUUACAUGUCAUGUUGUUUAGAUUCUCCAUAUAUAUAUUUUUAAAGAUGACUUUGGUUGUAAGCAGUACAAGAAGUUUUUAUUUUUCUGUUUCUAUCCAUAACUGUUUGUUUAAGAGAGAUGGUGUGAGCUACCACAAUGUGAGGUAGAGGGAUAACAUGUACCAGUUUAGAAAUAAAUCAGAUUUUUUCCCA